Messenger RNA from Cololabis saira (Pacific saury), 4007 nucleotides. RefSeq names its product integrin alpha-3-like. Gene Ontology annotation, biological process: leukocyte migration; integrin-mediated signaling pathway; cell adhesion mediated by integrin. The record is from RefSeq and is a predicted model, not a curated record. Gene Ontology annotation, cellular component: integrin complex; external side of plasma membrane. Gene Ontology annotation, molecular function: integrin binding. The transcript has 28 exons. Bases 122 to 3457 code for a protein of 1111 amino acids. Lineage: Eukaryota; Metazoa; Chordata; Actinopteri; Beloniformes; Belonidae.
AUCGAGCUGGAGGACAGACGGACCUUCUGAGCGCGUGCGGGAGAGAAGAGGCUCGGCAGACGGAGCUGAACCGACAACCUGCCGAGGACCAGGAUCUCCAUCAGCCAACAGGUGCGUCUCCAUGGUGACGGUCUCCAUGGCGACGGGGUUGUGUGUGCUGCUGAGCGCUAGCAUGUACGCUAGCAUGUGCGCUGCGUUCAACGUGGACACGGCGUUCCCGCUGCUGAAGACCGGCGACCGCGGGAGUUUGUUCGGACUGUCGGUGGCGCUGCACCCGGACCUGGGGACGGAGACACACCUGUUAUUGGUCGGAGCCCCCCGGGAGAAGGCGGAGCCUGGCGUCCCGGCCAAUCGGACAGGAGGAGUGUACAGCUGCCCGAUUACCGCCCACCAAUCGGACUGCAAGAGGAUGAAGCUCGUGGAUCCGGGCCUGAACCCGUCUGAGGACCUGGUGGAGGACAUGUGGCUGGGCGUCUCCGUGUCCAGCCAGGGCCGGCCGGGGGGACGCGUCCUGGUUUGCGGCCAUCGCUUCGUCAAGCUCUACGGAGCCUUCAAGCUCAGGCACAUGAUUGGUCGCUGCUAUCUCCGUGGAAACGACCUGCGGUACGACGACGACGACCCGCACUGGCAGAACCCGGACCAGCCCUGCAGCCACCUGGGGGACGUCAGCACCGAGGCCAUGUGCAACAUGGGGAUGUCGGCCGCCAUCACCGACACCGAGGUCAUCGUGGGGUCACCGGGAAGCUACGAGUGGCAAGGGAACGUGCACGUGUCCUGGAUGAACCCGGAGGUCGUGUUCGACACCCAGAAGACGUCCUUCUCCAACCUGAGACACAGAAACAUCUACAUCGGAUACUCGGUGACCCGGGGCCGCCGGCUGCUGUCCCGGGACCAGGAGACCAUCGUCACAGGAGCUCCCAAGGACCGGAAGGAGGACGUCCGUGGUUCUGUCCUGCUGGCCGUCAAACGGGCGGGGCGUCUGGUCGUCAUGGAAACGCUGAGAGGGAAACAGAUGGGAUCGUACUUUGGAAACGCCGUGGCAACGGCUGACGUCAACGAUGACGGGUGGGACGACCUGCUGGUGGGAGCUCCGUUCUACUUCCUGCGUGAGCAGGAAGUGGGCGGGGCCGUGUACGUGUACCUGAACCGGGGCGGGAGCUUCCCCCCCGACGCCAGCGCGGUUCUGACCGGCCCGGCCGGGUCGGCCUUCGGGAUGUCUGUGUCUGCAGCCGGAGACCUGGACCAGGACGGAGUCCAGGACUUUGCAGUGGGAGCUCCGUUCCACGACUCGGGGAGUGUGAUGAUCUGGUACGGAAGUAGAGGAGGAAUAUCGGAGGAACCAGGCCAGGUGAUCCGGGGCAGCAGCGUCUCCCCGGCCUUCAGCUCUUUCGGCUACUCCCUCUCUCCCGGUCUGGACGUGGACGGGAACGGCUUCCCAGACCUGCUGGUGGGUUCCCUGGACGACACGGUCGCCUUGCUCAGGUCUCGUCCCGUCGUCCGACUGAACAAGACGCUCCGAGUUUCUCCGGAGGUCGUCGACCCGAACGGCUGUGACUUGUGUAUCCAGGUGGAGGUUUGUUUCUCGUACUCGAUCUCCGGCCGACAGCGGAGCGACAAAGACGACAUCACCGUCGUCUUCUCCGUCUCCGCUGACGUCACCAGCCUGAAGCCCCGCCUCCUCUUCCAGGACGGCGGGACGGAGUUCCAGGGCCGUCUGUCGCUGCAGCGGGGGGGCUGUGAGAGGCUGAGGGUCGGCCUGCAGGACCCGGUCCAGGACCAGGUGGAGCCGCUGGUUUUCUCCCUGAAUGCCUCGUUGGACCAAAGGAUUUCCCAGAACCAGGAACCGGUUCCAGACCUGAAACACUUCCCUGUUCUCAGCCAGACUCCCCGUCCCAUCAGAACCCAGAUCCACAUCCAGAAGUCCUGCGGUCCUGACAACCGUUGCCAUAGCAACCUGCAGAUGACGGCCCAGUUCACCGACGAGGACCAGAGACCGUUUCCCCGGCGCGGCGGGGGCGAUAGCGGCGGCAGCGCUAGCGGCCAGGUGCUGCUCUACGACGGCGGCCUCCGGCGGCUCCUCCUGCAGGUGAACGUCAGCAACGCCCCGUCAGAACACCGACCCGCCGAAGACGCUCACAACGCCGUCCUGAACAUCAGCGUCCCGCCGUCCCUGGUCUACGCCGGAGUCCAGACUCAGGGUCCUGGACCUGCCGUGGACUGUUCUGAUGAGGACCUGGUUCUGCUCUGUAAGCUGGGGAACCCGUUCAGGACCAGCCAGGAGGUGCAGGUUCUGAUCAAGUUCCAGCCGUCAGAGAUCAGUCUGGACACCAGGGAGAUCCGGACCCGGCUGCAGCUGAACACGCUCAGCGAGCAGGACGACCUGGAUCCGGUCCUCGUCUCCAUGACGAUGGAGUUCUCCCUGCAGACGUCCCUGUCCCUGACCAGGACUCCAGGCCCCGUCUUCUUCGGGGGUGAAGAUGAUCAUGUGAUCGGGGAGUCGGCCAUGGAGACGACGGAGGACGUCGGCAGUUUGUUGCUGUUCCAGUUCCAGGUGCACGUCGCCGGGCGGCUGCUGGGUCGUCAUGGCGACCUGGAGCUGGAGUUCCAGUGGCCGAUGGAAACCCGGACGGGGAAGUGGCUGCUCUACAUCACGCAGAUCCAGCUGGAGGGAACGACCGAGUCGAGCUGCCGACCCGGGAACAUCGUCAACCCGCUCAACCUCCCGCUGACGGAGGAGAAGAGACAGAAGAGAAGGAGGAGUCUGGAGGAGGAGAAGGAGGAGGAGAAACAGAAGAGAAGGAGGAGUCUGGAGGAGGAGAAGGAGGAGGAGAAACAGAAGAGAAGGAGGAGUCUGGAGGAGGAGAAGAAGGAGGAGAAGCUGAGAGAGCAGGAAGACAAGAUGGCCGUCCGUCACCUGCAGGGGAGGAAGAGGAAGUCCUACCUGCUGGACUGCGUCCUUGACCGGACGUGCGUGACCUUCACCUGUCCUCUGGUCAACAUGAGCAGCUCUGCAGCGCUGACGGUCCGGAGCCGCGUCUGGACCGGAACCCUGGUGGAGGACUUCUCCGAUGCCGGGAGCGUGGCGGUCCGGGUCCGGGCCACGCUGAGGCUUCGUACCGACAAACCCGCCGUCCUCAUGGACCCGCAGACCUCCCAGGUGGACGUCCACAUCUACCCAGAACCCGGACUGCAGGUGGACUCCAGCGCCCCCCUGUGGAUCAUCGUGGUGUCGGUCCUGGCCGGGGUCCUGCUGCUGGCCCUGAUCGUCCUGAUGCUCUGGAAGGUUGGUUUCUUCAGGCGUCGGGGGGCGUGGCAGACGGCAGCGCUGCAGCAGAGGAGGAUUCUGGGUAAAAACGGCCACCUGAGCACCGACGGUUUCCUGAUCCAGGGUCAGGGGUCGUCCCGGAACAGGAAGUCAGAGAAACACUGGGUCAUUUCCUGGACGGAGUCCCCCUGAGAGGACGGCCGUCUCCGUGGAAACGCACCCUGAACCCGGACCAACGGAUCAAUCACAGACCGAUUAUUGAUCUGGAACUGUCAAUCAAAGGACCAAAGCGGCCAGCAGGGGGCACUGCUGCCUUCAAGGACUCCUCGUAAAAAUCAGUGUUGUGUUUGCUGGUUGUGUACUUUUACUGUCUGUACUUUUACCGUCUGUACUUUUACUGUCUGUACUUUUACUGUCUGUACUUUUACUGUCUGAGUUGUGAUAUAAGUUGAAAUGUCGAGAUCAAUGUGGAAGUAUAAUUUCGAGAAAAAAGUUUAAAUGAUGAAAAAAAAUUCAAAAUGUCGAGAAAAAAAGUCAAAAUUUUCUGAAUAAAGUUGAAAUGCAUAAUGAGAAAAAGAUACACAUUUUACCUCCUAGGAUGUUUUUCUUGAUUUAAGGACAGAACAUUACACAAUUCAACGAGAAUAAUAAUAAUAAUGAUAAAUAAAUCACUGAAAAUUAUUUUAAGUAAUAAUUAUUAAAAGUAUUAAAGCUACACAGUAUGAAUUAAAAAUAGAUUAAU